UCCCACAAGAUUCUGUCCCACUCCCGCUCCCGCCCGCAAAAUCCCGCAGGGUGUAGAACUGAAAUUAUGCAAGCCACUUCGAGGAAGCCCCAGGAGGUGGCAGUUCUUGGAAGACCCUUCCAGCUGGGGAUGCUGUAUGAUUGCUGUAAUGAUGGUCUCAUUCCAGGAACCACAACAGUAGCUGAAGAGAUAAAACAAAAGAGUGAACGUCUCAGCAAAGGGGUCCCCUCUGUGUACAAGGUUCCCCUGCGGGAGAUACACAGAAACUUAUAUGGAUGCAAGAGAUAUGCUUUUGGCAAAGAGAACAUCAGAGAACAUCGAACCAUUAUGGUCAUUGGGGCAACAGGAGCAGGAAAAUCAGCCCUAAUAAAUGGAAUGAUCAACUAUAUUUUGGGUGUUAAGUGGGAAGACAAUUUCCGAUUCAAAUUAAUUGAUGAGGGGACUUCAAAAUCACAAGCGGAGAGUCAAACAUCCCAUGUCACUGCCUAUGACAUUAAUUAUCAAGAUGGAUAUACAAUAAGCUACUCCAUCACUAUCAUCGACACCCCAGGUUUUGGUGACACAAGAGGAAUAGAGAGAGACCGAGCAAUCACUGAACAGAUCCGAACAUUUUUCACCUCCAACAACGGAAUCAGUGCUAUAGAUGCAGUCUGCUUCGUAACUCAGGCCUCACUGGCACGACUAACACAUGCACAGAAAUAUGUGUUUGACUCCAUCCUUUCCAUUUUUGGUAAAGACAUAGCAGACAAUAUCCGGAUGCUUGUGACAUUUGCAGAUGGACAGAAGCCCCCAGUUCUAGAGGCCAUCAACGUGUCUGGUGUACCAUGUCCGAGAACAGAAAAAGGGAUUCCUGUUCACUUCAAAUUCAACAAUUCAGCACUGUUUGCAGACAAUUCUCACUCAGUCUAUGUGAAAACUAGUGAUGAUGAAAAUGAGGAAGAUGGUGAUGACAACUUUGACAAGAUGUUCUGGAGAAUGGGUGUGAAGAGCAUGAAGAAGUUUUUUGUUGCCUUAAGAAGUAUGGAAACCAAGAGCUUGAGGCUAACUAGGGAAGUCCUCAAAGAACGUAAAGAGCUGGAAACUGCAGUCACAGGUCUGCAACCACAGAUCCGAGCUGGUUUGGCCAAACUGGAUGAAAUCAAAAGGACCCAACAAAUAAUUCGGAAGCAUGAAGCAGAAAUAAAUACAAACAAAAACUUUGAAUUUGAAGUAGAGCUGACAAAGCCAGUUCAGGUUAGUAUAGAAGGAUCUGGACAGUAUAUAACCAACUGUCAGCAGUGUCAUUUCACCUGCCACUACCCCUGUUAUAUUCCAGAUGAUAAGGAUAAGGCAAAGUGUAAUGCCAUGGACCCCCAAGGAAACUGCAAUGUGUGUCCUGGCAAAUGUAUCUGGAAUGUGCAUUUUAACCAGAAAUACAAGUGGGAGUAUAAAAAGAUGAAAGAGAAGAGAACAUCUAAAGAGCUUAAAGCAAAUUAUGAGAAAGCGUCUGGUGCCAAACUGACAGCUCAGGAAAUAAUUAAAAAACAACAGGAGGAAAUUCUGCGUCUUCAAGAUGAAGUACUGGAACUAAUGGAGGAAAUGCAAAGGUGUUUAGGUCGACUACAGCAAAUCGCUUUAAAGCCCAACCCACUUUCCACACCAGAAUACAUUGAUUUGCUGAUUGAGAGUGAAAAGGCAGAAGCUAAACCUGGAUUCCUGCAGCGAAUUCAGUCACUUGAAGCUAUGAGAGAACAAGCAGUGAUCAUACAAAAGGUCAUCAAUAACGAAGAACUUUUACCAUUCGAGGCAAUGAUGUAUAAGGCAAAAAGAGAAAGAGAACAAAAUAAAAAAUUUGGUAAGAGUUUCAAAUACUUCACAUUCUUCAAAGAGUGAAAAAGUGAGACUUUCAAACAUUACAAUCAUGAAUGAAAUUUGAGUGAAAAUAAAAUUUCAAAAGACAAGAAAACUAUUGUUGCCAGCCACAUAAACUUAUGGCUGCCACAUCUUUCAUUGAUUCCUCGAUUCUGUACUGCUGCUUACAUUAUAAAGUUAUGAUGUGGUGGCAUAUUGUGUUUUGUGCUAAAAUUGUUUCAGUUAUACUAAUAGUAAAAGCCCUGCUGUUUUGGUGCACAACUGAUAUUUAUUUAUAUGGGCACCUGAACCAAAAAUCAUCCCAUUCUUAAUGAGGGAGGCAGGCUUGGAUUUCCUUUUAAACAAUCACUGACAGUCAUGAAUCAGACACCUUAAAAUUGAGUGUAGGUACAUGUUGGCCUAAGCACCAAAGGGGGGUUAGUGACCCCACACACACGCACACAUAAACACACACACACAGAUAACAAGGGAGGCCAGCACUCCAACUUUUAU
Messenger RNA from Paramormyrops kingsleyae, 2343 nucleotides. NCBI's taxonomy places the organism in Eukaryota, Metazoa, Chordata, Actinopteri, Osteoglossiformes, Mormyridae. The record is from RefSeq and is a predicted model, not a curated record.